AUGUCAGAUGUCAACCAACAACAACUUCAAUCUUUGGUGUUAUCAGCAGAAUUAAAUUCUGAAAAUGAAAAUCUUGAACAAUUAGGUCCAAUAAUUAAAUCUAUAUAUGAUACUGGCACGCAAGAAGCUUUCUUGGACCAAUUAUCAAUUUUUGUAAGGAAGAAAGAAGGUGAAAUAGAGAGAAUGUGCAAUAGCAAUUAUCAGGAAUUUGUUCAAUCUGUGGAUCAAUUAUUAAAGGUAAGGCAAGGAACGGUUAAUCUUAAAAACAAAAUCAUCCAUUUAAAUGAUGACCUUCACAAUUCAGGAAUAAAAGUAGCAGCAAAGAAAAAAGAACUUAUUCAAACCAGAAGAAUUCAAAAAAAUAUUGAUGAAGCAGUUGAGACACUUCAAUUAUGUUUACAUAUUCUUGAUCUUGCUAAUAGAGUCACUCAUUUAAUUGAAAGCAAAAAAUAUUAUUCAGCUUUGAGAACACUAGAAGAAUUACAAAAUGUUCAUCUAAGAAAAGUGAUACAAUAUGAAUUUGCUAAACAUAUGCAGGAAUCUAUACCUGCAAUGCAAAAUAAUGUUAAAGAUGCAGUGACCAAGGAAAUGAAAGAAUGGUUAUUUAAAGUAAGACAAGAUUCUAGACAAGUUGGAAAAAUUGCAAUGGAACAAAUGAGACUACGUCAAGAGCGUUGGUCUAAUAAAUUAGCUCAAAAUCCAAAUUUACGCGUUGUUCCUGUAAGUUCACCUAUAGAAGUAGUUAUGAAUGAAGAAAAUGAAUUCAAUAUAAUAAAUAAUGAUCAUGUCCAGAUUGAUUUUAAACCAUUAUAUCAAUGUUUACAUAUUUAUGAGGAACUUGGAAAAAGAAAUGAAUUCAAAACCAAUUAUGAAGAAGAUAGAAAGGCACAAGCAAACUUGGUCCUAUCGCAGUCCUUUUCCUUGAAAGCAGGUCGAGAUAAUGGUGGAUUUGAAGCCUUUCUUCAAGAUGUAAUUGGAUUUUUUAUAAUAGAACGUACAAUUGUAUAUUCUACACAAAAUUUCCGAUCUCAAACAGAUGUUGAUAAUUUGUGGAAUACAGUAAUGAUUAAAGUUGUGAAAAUUGUUUCAGAUAGUUUAGGUGAUUGCCAUGAUCCAGAUUUAUUUUUAAGAAUUAAACUUGCUUUAUUUACUUUCAUCCAAACUCUUGAGGAUUAUGAAUAUAAUGUUCUUAGCUUUACUGAUUUGGUUCUUACUGUUUUCCAAAGAUAUUCUGAUUUGCUUAAACAUAAAUUUUCUAAAGAUUUUCAACAAACACUUCUUAUUGAUGAUUAUAUGCCAAUGCAAAUCACUAAUCCAGAAGAAUAUGCUGCUGUAGUUGAUACUUGUUGGUUUAAAGAAGAUCACAGGAUUACAUAUCCAUGUUGUUGUUUGGAUAUCAAAAGUUUUAUUAAUCAAUAUUAUGAAUUUGCUGAAGGUGAUGCAAGACGAUAUAGCUAUGUUGAUGAUAUUGCAAAACAGACAUUAGAUAUUUUAUUAAUAGAACAUCUUAAUCAAGUUUUGUAUGAUAAAUUGCAAAGCACAAAUAUGUCACAGAUUGUUCAAAUUAUUAUUAAUCUUGAAUAUUUAGAAUAUGCUUGUGUAGAGAUUGAAAAGUUAUUGAAAUCCAAAAGAUCAUCCCAUCGAGGAGGAAAAAUUAAAUUGAAUGCAUUAGAACAUUUUCGUGAGACUCGAAAAAAAGCUGAAAAACGUAUUUAUGAGCUUGUGAAUUUCAAGAUUGAUGAUUUUUUAGAAAUAGCCGAUUAUGACUGGGAAACUGAUUCAAUUCAAUCACAUCCUAGUUCAUUUCUUCAAGAUAUGAUUGGAUUUUUAGGGGCAGUUAUUAGUUCAACAUUAUAUAAUCUUCCAAUGACAAUUAAAAUAUUCAUAUAUCUGGUUGCAUUAAGUCAUUUAUCAACUUCUUUACGUAAUUUAAUUUUAAGUCCUGAUGUUAAAAGAAUUAAUUCAAAUGCUAUAGCAAAUUUUGAUGUUGAUGUUAAUUUUUUAGAGCAGUUUGCUCAAAGUCUUGAAGAUCCACAAAUAGCUGAUGCAUUCAUAGAAUUAAGACAAAUUGUUACCUUACUUCAAUCUGAAAAUAUAGAAGAAUAUUUAAAUCCUUCUACAAGGAACAAAAAAUAUUCUGGAUUAAAACCAUCUGACGUUAUAAACUUAUUUGAAAAGUGGUUACGUGAUCAACCGUCAUUAUCAAUGACACCAGAAGAACGUGCUAGAAAACGUGCUAUGGAAGGUGUAGUAAGAUCAUUAAGAGCAUCAAU
Messenger RNA from Entrophospora candida, 2273 nucleotides. The record is from the annotation of a GenBank genome assembly. NCBI's taxonomy places the organism in Eukaryota, Fungi, Glomeromycota, Glomeromycetes, Entrophosporales, Entrophosporaceae.